AUGGCCAGAGGUCUGCCCCAAAAAGAAGAAAAAGAGGCUAGGAAGUCUCGGCUUCAACUAGCAAUAGCAAAUGAUGAUGUUGAUGAGGUACAUAACUUAAUCGGGGAGGAGCAACAACUCUUAGAUCGUCUAUCUAAGGACCCCUUCCCAAAUACUCCUCUACAUCUUGCUGCGGCGGCUGGAAAAACACAGGUGGCCAUGGAGAUAGCCAUCUUGAAGCCAUCGUUCACUCGGAAGCUGAAUCUGGAGGGUUAUAGCCCCAUGCACUUGGCUUUGCAAAAUGAGCAUUAUAAUAUUGUGAGGGCACUAAUGAACCGUGACCCGAAGUUGAUCCGAGUCUCAGGACGAUGCGGGAUCACCCCUUUGCAUUACGUUGCUGGGAAAGAAGGAGACGAUGAGUUGGAGAUUUUGGUCGAAUUCCUAUGCACUUGCAAAUCAUCCAUUGAAGACUUGACGAGUCGACGCGAGACUGCGGUUCACAUUGCCAUAAAAAAAGACAACCUUGAAGCAUUCAAGGUUUUGUUUGGAUGGCUUCAGCGAGUCCAUCUGACAGAAAUCUUGCAUUGGAAAGACGAAGAUGGUAAUAAUGUCUUAGACAUUGCUAAGUCGAAAGAGCUAACCGAGAUUAGCGACCUAUUGAGUAGGCACCGGAUCACCGACCUGUUGAUUGGGUAUGUCAAUUUGAAAGAGAAGGACUUCCGGGAUAAGACAACUCGGGAAGUCUCUCAAGGGAAUCCUAGUGGCGAUCAAGAUCUUGCGGAGGAGUCACGACCUCCUACUCUCAGCCUCUCUUUGUCUCAUUUUUUAAGGAGAGAACUAACUUGUUUUGAGAAGUACGCAAUGUGUUUCGGCCUAAAUGAAUCCGCUCGUGAAAUAAUCCUCGUAGUAGCUACCUUAAUUACGACUGCCACUUACCAAGCCGCUGUCACUCCUCCGGGAGGAUACUGGGGGGAUAACUCGUCAAAUCCCCCAGCCAAUUUCACUGUCGUUACUGCCAAUUCCAGCGGCAUUGCUGUUGGAAAACCACAUCAAGCCGGAGACGUUAUCAUGAGCGGCAAGUAUCUAUACCCGUUCACGGCCCUCAACGGUAUGGUUUUCUUGCUCUCCGUCAUCACAAUCUGGAGCACCGCUAUUCCCCUAUUGCCCCACACUAUCCCGGUUUACUUGCUAGUGUUGCUUCUCAGUGGUACCUUCCUUGCGACCGCUACAAUCGGAUUCCCGGAAUCCGAUGCGGUCGCAGCAGGUACCAUAGAGAUAUUGUGUAUGAGCUUGCUGCUCGUCGUGUUGGCGGUCCCCACAUACUUCUGGUACAGUUACUACCGAUAUAAAUUACGACUCCGAACAGAUGCCACAGGGAGACACGUCGGCAACUUCCUUGAGUUGAAGGACCGGAAAUAG
Molecule: messenger RNA, 1398 nt
Organism: Eucalyptus grandis
Lineage: Eukaryota; Viridiplantae; Streptophyta; Magnoliopsida; Myrtales; Myrtaceae
Product: ankyrin repeat-containing protein BDA1
Exons: 2
Coding region: 1-1398 (465 amino acids)
Molecular function (GO): protein binding
Source: RefSeq, a predicted model, not a curated record